AGCGUGUUCUCCUCUCAUUCACCACCACCAAAAGUCACCGCCGAGACAGGAUCAACCUACCAGCUCUCAAUGCAACACAGUGCACCUCCUCUUUUACUUCGGGCAUUAUCCCAUCCGGUCAUUACCCCUCUCCAAAUCCCACCACCAAGAACCAUAAACCGGAUUUACGGAAAACGGCAGAUCAAACCGGACAAGAAUGACUUUAGAUCGCGGCCAUUCAACCCUUUUCUUAUUAGGACGGUUCCCCGCCCCACGAUGGGAAGCCCCGCAAACGCCCCUCCUCCUAAGAUUACUCUUCUCGGGAUCAUUUAAGAAGUGUUUCUUAAGACCUGUUCACUCUUGCAAGCUUGUUUGAACUUUAUACGUAAUACUUGACAAUGGCACCCACUCUUAAACCGUUCCGCGCUGAGCACAUGGGCUCUUUGCUCCGACCUCAGGCUCUUCUUGACGUCAGAGAGCAAAUCCGCGAGAAGGGCCUUAGCCCCGAGAACGCCGGCCUUGAGACUGUGGAGAACGACGCUGUGAAAGAUGUUGUCAAGAUGCAGCAAGAUCUAGGCUUCAAGGCCGUGACCAGCGGCGAAUUCACCCGUACUCGCUUCUGGGGACUUAUGUGGGACGAGUUCGAGGGAACGACCCAGCUCUCUGAUGCUGAUGCUUCCAUGUUCCGGCUUUACCACCCUGACGUGGUCAGCUUAAUCGAGACUGAUCGCCAGGUUAUGCCUGGAGAGUCAGUCAUUGCUGGUGCAAAGCUUUCCCACAGCCCUGAGAAGUCUGUUUCGAACCUCCAUGAGCUGAAGCUCGUUCAAAAGUUUGUGCCAAAGGAGGAUUGGGCUUCCAUCAAGCUUACUAUGAUUACUCCCGCCUGGUUCCAUAUGCGUUAUAAGCAAGGCAAGGCAUAUACUCCCGAGGCGUACAAGAACGAUGAGGAGUAUUUCAAGGAUGUGGCCAAGGUCUACCAGGAUGAGCUUGAUCAGCUUUACAAGGCUGGUCUGCGAAAUGUUCAAUUUGAUGACCCUGGCAUGGCUUACUUUUGCAGCCAGAAGUUCCGAGAUGGUUGGGCUGCUGACUCUGAUAACAUUGGCACCGUCGAUGAUCUUCUAGAUGCUUAUAUCAAGCUCUACAACGACAGUCUCUCCAAGAUCCCUUCAGACAUGCACACAGGUAUUCAUCUCUGCCGUGGCAACUUCAUCGGCGGCCGUCACUUCGCCGAAGGUAAAUACGACAUCAUCGCUGAAAAGCUCUUCCGCAACCUCAAUGUAAACACGUUCUACCUUGAGUACGAUACCGAGCGUGCCGGUGGUUUUGAACCUCUCCAGUUCCUCCCUAAGGACAAGAAUGUUGUUGUUGGCGUCAUCAGCACCAAGUUGCCUCAGCUGGAGGAUAAGGAGGAGGUGAAGAAGCGUGUCCUGAGUGCAGCGGAUUGGGUGGCAAAGGGAACUGGCGAGAGCCAGAAAGAAGCGCUGCAGAGAAUUGCUGUCAGUCCUCAGUGUGGUUUCAGUACUCAUGAAAGCGGAUACCCCCUCAAUCUCGAGGAAGAGAAGAAGAAGCUUGCAUUGGUUAGAGAGAUCGCCGACGAGAUCUGGGGCGAAGCUUGAGCAUUGUACAUAUACAUAGACGAAUAAAUCGCAAGCUGGCAUAGGGUCAUGCAGCCUAAUAAGAAUUCCAGCGCAUCGCAAACGAGAUAUCACGUAAAUACUUUAGAUUAUGAGGACAACCAGACCGUCGAUCUGGAGUU
Messenger RNA from Fusarium verticillioides 7600, 1735 nucleotides. RefSeq lists its product as hypothetical. Lineage: Eukaryota; Fungi; Ascomycota; Sordariomycetes; Hypocreales; Nectriaceae. The transcript has 2 exons. Gene Ontology annotation, molecular function: 5-methyltetrahydropteroyltriglutamate-homocysteine S-methyltransferase activity; zinc ion binding. Bases 378 to 1595 code for a protein of 405 amino acids. The record is from RefSeq and is a predicted model, not a curated record.